GCGGAAAGUGCGCAUGAGGCCGGUCUCUGACGCACUUCCGUGGCGCCGGAACAGAGGCAGGCCGUGGUGGCCCCAAGUCGGUGAGAUGGUGGUUACGAGGUCUGCGCGGCCGCAGGCCCGUAUCCAAGCUACGACUGCUGAAAGCUCCGGGCAGAAGAAUUCUGCUGAAAGAGCUCAGGAGUAUCUAAAAGGCAGGAAGGAAUCUCCAUCUGAUGACCAAAAUACUGCUGAAUCACAGAGCAAUAGGAAACCAAGUCUAAUCCCUAAAACCCUUGAAACUGGAAAGAGAAAGAGCAGAACUGCAGGCUCAUUACCAGAAAUGAACAAACCUUCUACUGAUGGAGAGACCUCUGAAGCAGAGUCAAAUUGUUCUGUGUUUGAGCUCCAGGAUUCCAUUUUAAGAGUAACUAGGAGAAGGCAGAUCUUAGUGGCACGAGACCCGUUGUCCAGUGCUAAGAAAAGGCUGAAAGUAACUCCAAUAAGUGAGUCUCAUACUGAAGAAGAAGUCUCUGAAGCGGAAUCGCAUGUUUCAGGUAUUUCUAGAAUUGUGCCUUCUACAAGAACCAGAAGAAGUAAGGCUAAAUCCCUAACAGAUCCAAGCCAAGAUUCACAUGCAGAAGCUAUUUCUGAUGCUGAAUCAUCAUGCUCAGAUAUUUCUACAUUUUCCAGAGUUGGAACUAGGAGAACAACAAGGAUUAUGCAGAGGAAAUUACCGGCACAAAUGGAGGAGAAAGAUACUAAGAUUAUACCAGAAAAUGAAAAGCAAAUGAUAAAUACACCUAUGGAUUCAGAGGAUUCUGAUGCCAGACAAACUUCUCAUUUACGAGCAAGAUCACUUCCUCAGAUAAAUAAGCCAGAUUUCUCUAAUAAUGAAAUCUAUAGUGACUUUGAUGAUUCCUUCCAUGAAAAAUCAAGAAGAAAAUCAAAAAUGCAAGAACACCAACAUCUUAAUAAAACAGAGGAAAAACAGGUCAAUGUUGCACCUCUCAAAGAAAUAACAAAGCAGAGUUGUAAGAAUUUAGAUGAAGAAGCCAAAGGAAUGAUAGAUAAGGAAAAAGAAAUUAAUGAGAAAAAUUCUGAGGUGAGUUUUUCUGAACUUCAGGACAAUAGACUUCCGCGGUUAGUUUCUCAAAGGCAUUCAACUCCCCACAAUAACAAAACCACAUCAAGGCCCUCAAAUCAGAACUGUGAGGCUAUUAUGAAAUCAUUAGCUCAAACAUUUGCUGUUGUGGAAAUAGACAGGUGGACUGAAGAGAGAAAGAGCACCGUAAAAACAAGUGACUUCACAUCUAGUAACGGUGAUGGUAGUGAUGAAGAAGAGUGCACAGUUAUAGCUGCCAGUGGAGACGUGAAUAAAGAAAGGGAUGUAGAUUUUGACUGUGAUACUGAACUGUACAAGUCUGAGCCCACAUCUCAGAAUACAGGUGAUUCUGUUUUAUUACUUCUCAGCAGUGAUGAAAGCCAGCAGUCUGACAACAGUGACAUUGAAGAGGACACUGUGUGUUUUGUUGAAAAUAGUGCACAAAGGGGGUCAUUAAAUGGAGAUUUGGGAAAUAAGUCAUGUGACAAUGCAUUGUUUGUAAUUGACACAACUCCUGGGUUAAGUGCUGGUAAAAAUUUUUACUUGGGUGAGGAAGAUAAGGCAGAUGAGGGUGCCAUUGAGGAAGAAAAGGAAGGGCAGGAAGAGGAUGAAAAAAGUGAAGACGAACCAUCAGACGAAGACAAAAAUAAAGAUGAUGAGUUUAGUGAUGAAGACGACUUACUAAAUGACACAAAGUCUAAACUUCUGAAGUUGACCAGCAGCAGCAUAGACACUGGUCUGAGUAUCAAGCAAUUGGGUGGUUUGUAUAUAAAUUUUAAUGCAGACAAACUACAAUCAAACAAGAAAACCCUAACACAGAUCAAGGAGAAAAAGAAAAAUGAGAUUAUGCAGAAAGCCAUCAUUACUCCUGAUUUUGAAAAAAACUACUGUGUCCCACCAUAUCGUGAAUCGAAGUAUCAACUUCAAAAGAAACGCAGAAAAGAGCGACAAAAAACAGCAGGUGAUGGCUGGUUUGGUAUGAAAGCUCCAGAAUUGACAGACGAACUGAAAAAUGAUCUCAAAGCACUGAAGAUGAGAGCUGGCAUGGACCCAAAAAGGUUUUACAAGAAAAACGACAGGGAUGGCUUCCCUAAGUACUUCCAGAUUGGAACCAUCGUUGACAAUCCAGCUGACUUCUACCAUUCACGGAUUCCCAAGAAACAAAGAAAGAAAACUAUUGUGGAAGAACUGCUGGCUGAUUCUGAGUUCAGAAGAUAUAACCGAAGGAAGUACUCAGAGAUCAUGGCUGAAAAGGUAGCAAAUGCAGCAGGAAAGAAGUUUCGAAAGAAGAAGAAAUUUCGCAAUUAAGAUUCAUCAAGCAAACCAUAGUAUUUUACAUCUCCCCUUUAUUUAUUUACUAAAGGUGUUUUUGAAAACUACUCCAUCACAAAAAACUAAUGUAGACUGGCCCUGUUUGUUUAUAGGGAUUUCUGUUUGGAAAAGUUGGUUUGAGAGAAAAAUUUAAUUUUCCAAAUUAAAUUUGGAAAACAAAUUUAAUUGACAUUUUUGUAAAGUUUUCAAUAUUUAGUUAUUUAAAGAAAAUUGAGUUAAUAUUGUAAUUAGCAGUAUUUUAAAUAAAGAUGUAGGUAGGGGUGUGUGAGUAUGUGUGUGUAUGUAGUGGGAGAUGGUAGGUGGGAGACGGUAGGCGGGAAAUGCCCUUUUGUCAGCUGUGCAUUCCAGUCCAGGAAACAAGGUACAGGGAUCUGCUUGGGGUCAGUAUAAUAGUUAUAGUUGAAACCAAAGGCAUGGUACAAAAUGACUUAAAAAGCAUUGAAGAAAGUUUGGGUGAAAGCUGAUGAAAAAAGGACCUUCAAAAUACCUUAACACCUUGAACAAUUUCUAAAAAAGUCUUAUUUCAAAAUGUUUUUAAGACAGCGUAUUUAAAAAUGCCUGUGACACAGCUAGUUUUUUAAGGGAGGAAAUCAGGAAAAGGAAAGUGAGAAUGGAAGAAAUUAGAUGAAGCCGGGGUGAAAGUUAAUAAAACAAUUCUGUGAGACUUCCACAGUUGAUAAAGGUGGGCCCCAAGUUUUCUAGCAUCUAAGACAAAAAUUACUUCCAUGUCAGUGUUGUGCCAUAAGAUAACACUACUUUAGAGACAUUUUACAUUAAGACCCAACAAAAUGCCCCGGGUCCUCCCCAUAACAAGGAUGUCAGGUGAGAAGCAAUACUUGGCUAUCCAGAGGAUAAAUGGCAAGGUUUUUAAGAAAAGGAAGAGAGGGGUAGGGACAGAGGCUGUAUAGAAAAGUUCAAGAAAACCUUGAGUAAGGUUUUGGGGUGAAUUCAGGGAUCCCACUCUUGAAAUGAGCAAAUUGGAAGAAAACAAGCUCAUGAAAAAAAUAAUUCAAACUUUCAAGCAAUGACAACUAUUUUUCAAAUAACAGUAACAUUUUAUUAAAAGUUUUUAGUAAGGCUUAAAACAAAAACUGUUUUUUGGGUAACAAAUUCCCCAAGCAUCUGACUGACUAAAAUGUAAAACUCGUCCCGUUAACACAAUUUAGGUAACCUGAGGUAAACUAUGAGGUGGGUGCUGCUAAUUAUCCUCGUUUUGUAAGUGAAGAAAGGCACAGACAGGUUAAGUGACCUGGCCAAGGUCAGAGAGCUAGUAAGUAUGAUGCUUUCUGUCACUUAUUUUGGCCUCGCCCUAUAGCUAUCUGCACACCUUUUUCAGCAUCACCAGCAGAAACUGUUGAACUUGUCCAUUUAGGACAGUUACAGAACACAGGAUUUUUAGCUGAGACUGUGGCCCUCUGUUGGGGAGCUGUGAUUCCCUCCCUUUCAUGUGAUGCGGCUGCAAGUGCCCUUCAAAGAAGAGUGAGUUUAGAGUAGUGCUCUGUCCCUUUAUCUUCUCCCCACUAACUUGCAUGUUGACCUGAUGGCAGAAGCAAUCCUGGAACAUGAUGUGGGAGCUGCGUUUUUUAAGGAAGAAACAAUGAGGAGGAGCCUCUAUCCUCAUGAUGAAGUAGCUGUCAUUCCCUGGACUUGCAUAUGAGAGAAAAGAAACCUCUAGCCAAAUCCACUGCUGUUUUGAGUUUCCUGUCACUCAGUCAGAGCCAAUCCUAAUGGACUCACCAAUCCAUGGCUCUCUGUCCCUCACCAGGAUGAACUCGAAGAAAAUGCAACUGAUUUCAGUUUUUCCUUCCAAUAUAGUUCCUUGCACAAAGCCAGUACUCAAAAAAUAGGCAUCAAAUUGAAGGUGAAUGAAGAUAUAGAUAUAUAUAUAUACACACACAUAUGCCAUGUAUUUACAUGUACCAUGUAUGUUUUCUGCUUUUAUUGAAAUACAUUUUCUGGGCAGUGCCCACUACCUACCUCAGCAUAGCCUCUUUGGUACUGAAAGCUGGAGAAUAAAAAACCAGAAAAAAAUAA
Messenger RNA from Phyllostomus hastatus (greater spear-nosed bat), 4447 nucleotides. RefSeq names its product deoxynucleotidyltransferase terminal interacting protein 2 (gene DNTTIP2). Gene Ontology annotation, cellular component: nucleolus. Lineage: Eukaryota; Metazoa; Chordata; Mammalia; Chiroptera; Phyllostomidae. The transcript is spliced from 7 exons. Gene Ontology annotation, biological process: RNA processing. Bases 14 to 2389 code for a protein of 791 amino acids. The record is from RefSeq and is a predicted model, not a curated record. Gene Ontology annotation, molecular function: RNA binding.